AUGCACACCAAGAAGGGUCAUCCAAGAAGAGAGAUUAGUGUUGUUCAGGAUGGACAACACGUUGAAGCAAGAUCGAAAAUCAGAGAGUCGAUCGUAGAGCAAGCCCGCUCGACUGAAAAAGAGUUGAUCGAAGAGGACGCGACCGGGAUAGUACACGAAUCGAAAGAAAAUUCCGGCGUUCCUGAGAGCAAUAACUCCCGAAAGAGUUAUGUUGAGGGUGUGGAUCCCCAACCACCUGCGGAUGUGUUUUCCCAGGAAAUCACCGAAUCAGUGAAUGUCUUGGUGAAUGACGGAUCAAGUGUAGGCGCUUAUACACUUGAUCUGGUUACGCCCCCGAAGUCAUCUUCGGAGGUAGUCAAGCUGCCAACGUUAGAAUCUAAAAGAUUCUUGCGAGAUCUGCGUGGUGACAAGAUCAAGCAGAUCUGCGUACUAGUCACAGAGGAUGAGUACGUCGACAACAUUCGGUCGGCACAAGUGUUCUGA
Peronospora matthiolae is the source of this 483-nucleotide messenger RNA. NCBI's taxonomy places the organism in Eukaryota, Oomycota, Peronosporomycetes, Peronosporales, Peronosporaceae. The record is from the annotation of a GenBank genome assembly.